Archocentrus centrarchus (flier cichlid) is the source of this 1776-nucleotide messenger RNA. RefSeq names its product EPS8 signaling adaptor L1a (gene eps8l1a). Gene Ontology annotation, molecular function: actin binding. Lineage: Eukaryota; Metazoa; Chordata; Actinopteri; Cichliformes; Cichlidae. The transcript is spliced from 14 exons. The record is from RefSeq and is a predicted model, not a curated record. Bases 132 to 1715 code for a protein of 527 amino acids. Gene Ontology annotation, biological process: Rho protein signal transduction; regulation of Rho protein signal transduction; positive regulation of ruffle assembly. Gene Ontology annotation, cellular component: plasma membrane; ruffle membrane; vesicle.
CUUGUUUUUCUCGUUUUGGCACAUCUCAAGGAGGGAAGACAUCUCACAAAACAGCUAAACUCACUACAGUCAGCUCAGCAGGAGGACUGGUGUCUGUGUCCUGGAUUUAAACACGCGAGCCACACUGAAAGAUGUCAACAUCACUUCCGCUGGUAAACCCUAGAAGGGCUUCAGGUGUCCGAGUCAUGGUCCCUACAGGACAACAGCAGGUUCCUGGUGGACAUCAUACCUACACACGGUCUGGCAAAGUGAAUGGUGCCAGUGGGGAGUCAAAUCAUAAAUCUCUAGUGAAUGCAGAGAGAGAAGUGGAGAUUCUGAACCACUGCUUUGACGAUGUCGAGCGAUUCAUGUCGCGCUUACAACAGGUGGCUGAGGCCCAGAGUGUUCUCAACCAAAGGAAAAAGAAAAACAGCAGGAGCAGCAAGAAGAAGAAGAAGGAGCCCCAAGAAGAUGAUUUGUUGACCAUUAAAGCUUGUCCUCCACCAGAGGAAGAAUUUGUGGACAUCUUUCAGAAAAUCAAAUACUCCUUCAGUCUGCUGGACCGACUGAAGUCAUCCAUCUCACCUGAUGCCCCAGAGCUGCUCCAUUAUAUCUGUUUGCCUCUCAGACUGCUGGUGUCUACCACUGGAGGGCCAGCAUUAGCUUCAUCCAUCGUCAGUCCCGCUUUGACCAGUGGUGCCAUUACACUGCUCCAGAAGCAACUGACUGCAGAGGAACAUGAGCUGUGGACUUCACUGGGAAGCCACUGGACUUCACCUUGUUCGCAGCUCAGUGUGUCUGUUCCUCCGUAUGCACCCGUCUUUCUGGAUGGGUGGCGGCCUCAGGCUUAUGACUCUGCUGGCCAGCCUUUGGAAGAUCCCAUCGAGCUUCAGCACAAAGUGGAUGCUUUCAACGAAAGCAGGCAGACACAAAGACAACAGGACCAAGCUCGACAGGCAGCAGAGGGCCCCGGGGAAACCAGUGAUGAAGUAGAUGGAAAUGGAUUUCCAGAAAGCGAGCGCUAUUACUGCUGCAGUUAUGACUUUGUUGCCAGAAACAGCAGCGAACUCUCUGUGCUCAAAGGAGAAACACUAGAGGUAAUUGACUCAUCAAAACGCUGGUGGAAGUGUCAGAACAGCUAUGGCGAGAUAGGAUUUGUUCCCUUUAACAUUUUGGAGCCUCUUUCUGCUCUGAAUAAGACAGGGAGAGCUGCCCCACUGGUGCACAGAGAGUCAAAGGCAGGUCUUGUGCCUCGGACAAAGUGCUAUUCAUACACCCCAUCAAGUGUGGGUCCUGAGAGUACCACUGCAACAAGUCCAACAGUGCGACCUCAAAGCAUGGUUUUACCAUCGACAACAAUGCAGGGACACAAUAACGACAGAGUUCUGAUGAAUAAGGAAAUCACAGAAAAGAUAGCCUGGAGAAGAGGCUCAUUUCAACAGACAGCUGAUAACGCUACAUCUCUGAACUAUGACUCUUCGCCUAGUGAGGUGGAGGCCUGGCUUACUGCCAAAGGCUUCAUGCCACUGACAAUCCAGAGCCUGAGAAUUUUAAAUGGAGCGCAGCUGUUCGCCCUAAAAAAGGAGGAGUUUGUUCAGGUGUCACCAGAAGAGGGUGCAAAGGUUUACAGCAAGGUGAUGGAGCAGAAGACCCUGCUUGAGGAUGCACGCAAGGCUUCAGAACUGGACGCAUCAAUGGAGAUGCAAAAGCUGAAGAUUAACUCAAAACAGGAGUGAUGUACUGUAACAGACUUACACUAUCCUCUAACACAGAUGUGACAUCAGAGCUUCUUUGAUA